Euleptes europaea (tarantolino) is the source of this 891-nucleotide messenger RNA. Its product is annotated as ankyrin repeat domain-containing protein 40-like. NCBI's taxonomy places the organism in Eukaryota, Metazoa, Chordata, Lepidosauria, Squamata, Sphaerodactylidae. The transcript has 4 exons. The record is from RefSeq and is a predicted model, not a curated record. The coding region runs from base 1 to 891 and encodes 296 amino acids.
AUGGCAUUCAGUCUAGCCAACAUAGAUAAUCGUCUGUAUCGCAAGAUUAUCAGAAAAUCAAAGUACAUUGGGAGCGAUUGUGGCAAAUUUAGACCUAGGUAUAAAGUGGAAGGAGAUGACCAUCAUGAAGAGAAUGACUUAAAUGUGCCAAUUGUUGCAAACGAUAUGACAAAUCCACCAUUCCCUGGCCAAGAAAGAGAAAAGGUCCCAGACAGCUCAGCACCCCAGGAUGCAAGCACAGCUGUCUCUGACUUAUCUGAGGGUGAAUCCAGCCCUUGUUUAUCACCAACUCAAGAUGACAAGGAUUGCAAACCCGCCUCAUUGCAAAAUGAAACUGAACUUGCUGGACGAGGCCAUAGUGAAGUAGAGUGUGGUUUUCCUACUGGCAUGGAAACAUCCAAUUGCACAAAACAUAGCAGCCACAUCUGCCCUGUUUACACACCUGUGUUUCACAACAGAACUCUCUUUACUUCAGCUACAUCUACACAACACUCACCUCAGCAAGCAAAAAGCUCCUGCAUGGACAAUGCACUGCCAUGGCAGCCACUGCUUCUCACAGGAACUUUCCCAUCUGACAUGCAAGAACUGGUGCUUAAAGUAAGAGUUCAGAAUACAAAAGAAAAUGACUUCAUUGAAAUUGAACUGAACAGACACGAGCUGACUUACCCAGAGCUACUCAGAGUGAGCUGCUGUGAACUGGAUAUUAAUCCUAAACAAGUACAGACGAUCAGGAAGCUACCCAAUACACUGGUAAGAAAGGAUAAAGAUGUUGCCAGGCUUCAGGAUUAUCAAGAACUGGAAUUAGUUUUGGGGGGAAAGUAUCAGCCCUCUGCAGCAACACUGACAGAAAAACCUUGCUACAACAAUAAGGCAGCAAGCUUGACAUAUUGA